CCCAUACUGCUGGCGUUAGUAGUGAUGGCUUCCUGACCUCAGGACUCGCUGUUACUCCGUAACAGAGUUUCUAAUGGCGACACAAGCAGAAAACGGCCGAAAACGAAGCAUUUUUCGCGUCGACCAAGAUGCGGAUUGAAGCCGUACUAGCGUCAGACUCAGAGCCAUUGAGCAGUCCAGAGCUGGCCGACGCGAUCAAUACACUCGGCAAAAAGUCUGCUAUCGCCCAAGCUCUCUCCCAUGAAAUCACCUCCACCGAUCUCUUUGCGUCUUCCGCGGCAGCAGAACAGCGACAGACUCUGCUGCUGGCUGUCAAUGAUGACGAUGGUGCUGUCAUGGGCUUCCUCAAGACCGGCGUCAAGCACCUGUUCUAUCUGAGCCCUAGUGGAAACUACACGGAAAUGGAUCCAAUCUGCGUCUUAGAUUUCUACGUAGACGACACCUGCCAGCGCCGUGGCGUGGGGUUGCAGCUCUUCCAGCGGCUUCUGCGAGAGGAGAAUAUCACGCCUGCCCAGCUAGCGUACGACCGACCGUCACCUAAGCUCUUUGCCUUCCUGAAGAAACACGCCGGUCUGACCGAGUAUUUCCCACAGCCCAAUCGAUUCGUAAUUUUUGAUGCGUAUUUCCAACCCCGUCAGUAACGGAGACAAUAAAAUAUGUGACUGUGGUUGCUGCUAGAUCGCACUCACCUCAUUGCACUGGCUUCACUCGCCAAUUGAGGCCAGGAACGCCUCCACCUUGGUGUCUGCAUCGCUUGGAUUUUCGGCUGUGGCCUGGUCAAACCGCGCCUCGAUCUUCCGUCCAGCAAACCAUCGCCCGUUCAUCACUUUCAGGCACGCGAUCGCGGCGUUCAGCUCGGCAAAGCGCACGACCACCGACCCAUCUGCAACAAUAUGAAUGUGCUCUACAGCUCCAUGUUUGCUGCACUCAGCCCGCAUGUCUUCUUCCAGAUCGUCGAAGAAUUCAGCAUCGCUGCCUUCAAGUGGAUCCCAAACAUGCUUCAAAAUGAUCGAGCACGAUGGCAAGUCGAGUUGUGCUGAGUCUGCUUUUGCCUCUUCACAUGAGGCCAGCACGUUUGUUGUAUGGGAAGCGACUUGAGCUGCACCAGUAUUCUCCUUGCUCUCCUCUUUCCCAGUAGGUUUCGUUGUCGAAAAAGUUGCUUCCGUUGCUCUGUAUAAAAGAAAGAGUGAGUUUCUUCCGAGCUGCUUUCACAUUACUAUAAUACACUUACGUGAUGACUACC
Messenger RNA from Phytophthora nicotianae INRA-310, 1243 nucleotides. RefSeq names its product alpha-tubulin N-acetyltransferase. Gene Ontology annotation, molecular function: tubulin N-acetyltransferase activity. Bases 129 to 641 code for a protein of 170 amino acids. Gene Ontology annotation, cellular component: microtubule. NCBI's taxonomy places the organism in Eukaryota, Oomycota, Peronosporomycetes, Peronosporales, Peronosporaceae. Gene Ontology annotation, biological process: alpha-tubulin acetylation. The transcript is spliced from 3 exons. The record is from RefSeq and is a predicted model, not a curated record.